Messenger RNA from Paraglomus brasilianum, 2760 nucleotides. NCBI's taxonomy places the organism in Eukaryota, Fungi, Glomeromycota, Glomeromycetes, Paraglomerales, Paraglomeraceae. The record is from the annotation of a GenBank genome assembly.
AUGGUCAGCAAGUGCUACUAUCACAGUUCAAACGAUGCUGCUGACUACUUCUCAAAGGAACCACCAGUCGUUAUCAUCAAUAAUCGACCCCUUCGUUCGGUAAGAAUGUAUCGACGAGCAGUGGCCAACGUCGACGCAAGAUUUUCCUUCACCGCGACUACUAUCGGUCAAGAUUUGUAUCUAAUUGGCGGCCAGACUGCUCCUGACCCCACAAAAAACGCAAUAGCGAAUGAUAUAUUGCAUGUCGAUGAUUCUUUGAACGUAGGCCAACAGAAUACAAAGCUAACCGUGCAGGGACACGGAGCUGUUACUGUCGGUUCGAAAGUAUUAAUAUUCUUUGGGCAACAAUCUCUGACACCUCAAGUGUUUGCGGCUCCCAUCCAGCAAAUAGACCCAGCAACUGGUGCACUAACUAAUUUCCCAAACAAAGGAAAUAUACCGGCGUCACGUUUCGACCAUACCGUCACUGUUGUAAAUAAAAAAGCGUACAUAAUUGGAGGAAGCAAUACAAGAGGAGUGCUCAAAGACGUUUCUUAUUUUGACCUAACUGCAAGCACCUGGCACACGCUCGAUGCAACAAAAUUCCCAGACAAUGCAGCUAUCUCUGGUCAUGCUACAAUCGCCGUAAACAACCUUUUAAUCUCGUGUUUCGGCAUAGACGCUAAAAGCGCAUUGAGGAAUGACUGUAUUAUAUUCGACACCGACAAAAACGACUUUGUGCAAGCAAAUAUCUCUGGAGAGACUCCUCCUCCGCGUUCGGCCGCAACUAUGAUUAUCGGUAAUAGUACAUCUGAAAUACUGGUAUUUGGCGGAAUGGACGUUAAGAAUAAAGCAGCAUUCAACGACAUGUACAUCCUGAAUGCAUCUCGUGCACCCACUCUGACGUGGAAGCAGGUAGCUGUAAAUGCAAAGAACAAUACUUUUAUUCCAUCACCGAGAGGAGGACAUAUUGCCACUACUUUAGGUAAUAACACAGUCAUGAUGGUAUGGGGCGGUAUCGGGCAAGGUAGAAACAUGGCCGACUCUUCUAUGUACUUCUUUGACCUAACUAAUAUGCAAUGGGUUGGUGAGUCAGAUGCCGAAAACAUAAUUUCGGGUUUAGGAAAUCCGAAUGCAACGUCAAGCGAUUCAUCAACUAAUAAUAAUAACGGCUCACAUGAUGAAUCAUCAGGUGCUAUCAUUGCGGCUGUACUUGGCGCAAUAAUUGCAAUAGCGUUAUUAAUAUUCUACCUGGUAAGACGAAGGAGGUUGCGGCAGAUUACAUCAUUCGAUCGUGCUGUAAACAAUGAUCCAUACAUUCGCCCUGGCGGUCAGCUCAACGAGAGCUUUUCAGACUUGUCGCUAAAUGAUAAUGCCGGUUGGUACAUGGGACACUCGGCUGAUCCAGUUACGGUUAUGACAGAUAAUGGCAUGGAAUAUAAAGAGCCGCAAAAUUAUGCAGAUUCAACGCGACGUCCAUCAACAGCAUCGGCUGAUUCAGAGAAACAGAUGAUUCUGCACGCCCAAGAAAUGGCCAGGUCUUUACCUCCAAUGCCAGUUCCAAAGCCUGACUCGUUACCUCCAAUGCCAAGUAUUGGUUCGGAUUCAUUACAUUCUACGCCAAAAAACACAGAAGCAUUACCGCCUACCCCAUCGUCAAUGCCCGCUCCAUCAUAUAACUCUCCUAUGCCCUCUCCAAAGUCCAUGACUUCCAAUCGUAGUUCUGACUCUUCACACUCUAAGAAAGGUCACAGAAGAACGUCGUCAGUUUCCUUGACGGCUGCUGAUUUGGCUCAUCAUAUGUUUCCUAAACCGCCUUUCCGUAACUCCGUGGCUUCAGAACGAUCUUAUGGUUCACAGCGACCGUUUCAUCGUUCUCGUUCCUCGUUGUCGCAAGUGUUCAGUCCCGAACUCGACGAAACAGAUCAUGAACUUUCUAACAACCAUUCAAAGAAGCCGUCUACUGCUGCUAGUGAUGUCGUACACGCUAUUAGUUCUCCUCCCAGGUCUCCAUUAUCACCAUUGCCACAUGACAAAGAGUCGAAUGACAUCUCAAUGCAACAUUACAACGUGGAUGUCUCCCCAGCGGACCCCGAAUUUACUAAUGCUAGUAACGGUGGUGACUACAUAGAAGGUACUCAGUUUGAUCGACACAGUUAUGGUGGUGAUUUCCUAGAUCACAAAGAAGUCGUCGCCGCAUACGACGGACAACGUAGGGACAGCGAACCUUUCCAGUUCCCACCCAGGGAUAGCACAUAUGAGCCGACAAAGGACGCGUCUGAACAAGAUGACAUUCACCACGAAAGAACCUUGUCUUAUGAUCGCUUACAAACCAUAAGAGAAAGCCGAGUCUCAUUUGCAACUGUUCACGAGAAAAUAGAGUUUGAUGAUACAGAGUCAUCUCGAAGCGUUUCGUCAGCAAAUUCAGUGGUUUCGGAAAUACUCGUAGAGAGUGUCGAUGGCGAUGAUAAACCCGAAUAUGAAAAAUCAAAUUCAAAGGACAGCAAUAAUAUUAUCCGUCCCCUGCGACUAUAUGAAGAUGAAGAUGAAGAUGCGGCGAAUAAUGCUUCGCGAAUAAGCCGAUUCAGUUUUAGUGUUUACGACUUUACAACCGACGAUCCGAUGCCAGAGAAUGCUGCCACAAUAAUUGCAAAUGUUCAAGCGAAGGAAGUAGACGAAUAUCGACCACCAUCGCCGGUGAAAAGAGAGGCAUCGCCUGAUAUCCGUAAUAGUAUUGCAGAAGUUGCCAUAGAUGGAGGCGUGCUUUACGCAUUGAUAUAG